Messenger RNA from Lemur catta (Ring-tailed lemur), 948 nucleotides. RefSeq names its product ret finger protein-like 4A. The record is from RefSeq and is a predicted model, not a curated record. NCBI's taxonomy places the organism in Eukaryota, Metazoa, Chordata, Mammalia, Primates, Lemuridae. The transcript has 2 exons. Gene Ontology annotation, molecular function: protein binding. Bases 1 to 948 code for a protein of 315 amino acids.
AUGCGUGUGAAGAUGGAAGAGCCCCAGGGAGUAUUGUCAUUGGAAUCCAAUAUCAUGUACAUUUUUCCGCAGAGGGUGGCCAUAGCUGAACAAUUUAAAGAAGCAAGUAAAUGUCUCCUCUGCCUGUCUUAUCUUGAAAAGCCCAUGCGCCUCGAUUGUGGCUUCAUCUGCUGCCUCCGAUGCAUCAGCUCACUCCGGAAGGACCCCGGUGGGGAAGGUGUCUCGUGCCCCUCCUGUUCUGUGGUCACUCAGAAGAAUGACAUCCGGCCCCAUUGCCAGCUGGGGAAGACGGUUUCCCAAAUCAAGGAACUAGAGCCCCAGCUGAGAGCAAUUCUAUACCAGAACCCAAGGAUGCUGAAGUUCCAAGUGGACAUGACCUUGGACGUUGACACAGCCAACAAUCGACUCAUCAUUUCUGAUGACCUGAGGUCUGUCCGUUGUGGACAUCUCAAACAGAAUCACAGAGAGUGUGCUGAGAGAUUCAAACAGGGAAUCUGUGUCCUGGGCUCACCUCAGUUCACCUCUGGACGCCGUUACUGGGAAGUGGAUGUGGGGACAAGCACAGAAUGGGACCUGGGUGUUUGCAAAGAAUCUGUUGAUCCAGAAGGGUCAGUUCUACUGUCUUCAGAAUCUGGCUUCUGGACUGUGGGUUUGAGAGAGGAAGAGCUCCUCGCAGCCAGCACUGUGCCUCUAACCACCCUCUCGGUGACUCCCCGGUUACACCGAGUAGGCAUUUUCCUGGAUAUGGAUGUUGGAACCAUUUUCUUUUAUAACAUUAGCGAUGGAUCCCACGUCCUUACAUUCACUAAGGUGCCUGCUGCAGAGCCACUGUGCCCGUUCUUUGCUCCUGCAAAUUCAGUUAACGAUGAUCAAGGCCUCCUGAGCAUCUGUCCCAUGAUAAAUCUGGGCACUGCCAGAUCUCCAGUUCAUCCUGAGCAAGGCAGAUAA